ACGUGAAAUCUGCGCGCCGAAGCUAAAAGAGCCUGCCUCCUCUUGCAUUGGGUUUCCACGCCGGCUUGUCCUGCACGGCACGUGUGCUGCUGAAUGGAGCUGGUCGCUGGUAGCUACGAGCAGGUCCUGUUCGGGUUCGCAGUGCACCGCAAGCCCGCGGCGAGUGACGACCGGGAGGCAUGGGCUCCUGUGGCUGACUUCACUCACCAUGCCCACACUGCCUCCUUGUCAGCGGUGGCAGCGAACAGUCGCUUUGUAGUCACUGGCAGCAAAGAUGAAACGAUUCACAUUUAUGACAUGAAAAAGAAGAUCGAUCAUGGGGCUCUGGUACAUCACAGUGGAACUGUCACUUGCCUGAAAUUCUAUGGCAACAGGCACUUAAUCAGUGGCUCAGAGGACGGACUCAUCUGUGUAUGGGAUGCAAAAAAAUGGGAAUGCCUGAAGUCCAUUAAAGCUCACAAAGGACAUGUGACUUUCCUUUCUAUCCACCCGUCUGGCAAGUUGGCUCUGUCUGUUGGUACUGAUAAGACAUUGAGAACAUGGAAUCUUGUAGAGGGAAGGUCAGCUUUCAUAAAAAAUAUAAAACAAAAUGCCCACAUAGUGGAAUGGUCCCCGAGUGGAGAGAAGUACAUAGUUGUUGUGCUGAAUAAAGUGGAUGUCUAUCAGCUAGACACGGCCUCCGUGAGCGGCACCAUCACUAAUGGAAAGAGGAUCUCGUCAGUUACAUUCCUUUCAGACUCUGUCCUUGCAGUGGCUGGAGAUGAAGAAGUCGUAAGGUUUUUUGACUGUGAUUCACUGGUAUGUCUCUGUGAAUUUAAAGCUCAUGAAAACAGGGUGAAAGACAUGUUCAGUUUUGAAAUUCCAGACCACCAUGUUCUUGUCACAGCAUCAAAUGAUGGUUUCAUCAAAAUGUGGACACUUAAGCAGGAUAAGAGAGACCCCCCAUCUUUGCUGUGUGAGGUGAAUACUGGUGCCAGGCUGACGUGUCUUGGAGUGUGGUUAGACAGAGCGACGGAUGAAAAAGCAAGCCUUCCUUCAGCAGCAGAGCCUUCCCCUGUAAAUAAAGAACAGCCCAAAAAGAUCAAAAAGGAAACUUGUGACGUGGUUCAGAAAGAAGAAACACCAGGACCUAACUCGAACUCUAGUUUAACUGGUGACGGCAAGGAGCCAACAAAAGGAAAUAGCCCAGUGUCAGCCAAGAAGAGGGAAGUGACAAACGUGUUGAAAAGGAGAAAAAAGAAGAUAAAACUCACAUAGCAAAUCCCAGACAUCUCCCCCAAGAGAAUGUCUUCUUGACCUUUUCAAACAUUAUACCUAACUUUCCCAUGUGAGAAACAAAAGGAUUUUCUCCCUCUGGAGAAAGUGUGUAGCUUAAAAAGAGAACCACUUUUAGGUGGUGCUUUGUUUUGUUAAAUAGUAAAGUUAUUUUUGGCAAACGGCAUCUUAUUAUAUAUUGUGGUAUAUAGUAAUUGUAAUUACACUUUUUACUAUGCAAAAUAAGUAAAGAUCUGAAAAUACUAUAUUUAAAAUAA
Molecule: messenger RNA, 1532 nt
Organism: Phodopus roborovskii (desert hamster)
Lineage: Eukaryota; Metazoa; Chordata; Mammalia; Rodentia; Cricetidae
Gene: Pak1ip1
Product: PAK1 interacting protein 1
Exons: 10
Coding region: 94-1257 (387 amino acids)
Molecular function (GO): protein binding
Source: RefSeq, a predicted model, not a curated record